Molecule: messenger RNA, 1890 nt
Organism: Fundulus heteroclitus (mummichog)
Lineage: Eukaryota; Metazoa; Chordata; Actinopteri; Cyprinodontiformes; Fundulidae
Gene: oxtra
Product: oxytocin receptor
Exons: 3
Coding region: 398-1570 (390 amino acids)
Biological process (GO): female pregnancy; maternal process involved in parturition; positive regulation of vasoconstriction
Cellular component (GO): membrane
Molecular function (GO): peptide binding; vasopressin receptor activity; oxytocin receptor activity
Source: RefSeq, a predicted model, not a curated record
GGCUCCUGCACUGUGUUGCUGCCCAUUCUGAAGAUUCUCAGCAGAGACGAUGUUAGAGCUUCAACUCUCAGCAGUUAUUUUUCCUGUACAGUUUCAACGUAUGUGUUUAGACUUUGGGAGCAGAAGUCUCAGACUGUCAUUUAAAAAUCUAUUUGUUCAAGCUUUGUUUUGUGCUGUUGUUUUGGGGGGGAUCACAAUGAGCAGAAUCAUGGAUGACGUCCGAGGCAACGGAAAUCCCUUUUGCCAACUGGGAAUGAUGAACUGGACCCUGAUUAUGUCUUGGUACCUGUAAGGACGCAAGGAAGACUUGGGCUCUCACGACCCUCUCCGGGUGACCAAACCAUUGCGAGAUCACACACAGCCCUCUCCCAUCCGCAGAGAGGACGAGACUGCGGCAAUGGAAACUAUUUCCAAUGAAAGUGACAUCUGGCAGCUGAACGAACCUUGGAGGAACUCGACCCUCCUGAACGGGACCAUCGGGGUGAAUCAAACGAACCCCCUGAAGCGGAAUGAGGAGGUGGCGAAGGUGGAGGUGACCGUGCUCGCUCUGGUGCUCUUCCUGGCGCUCGCCGGGAACCUGUGCGUCCUGCUGGCCAUCCACACCACCAAACACAGCCAGUCCCGCAUGUAUUACUUCAUGAAGCACCUGAGCAUCGCCGAUCUGGUCGUGGCUGUAUUUCAGGUCCUCCCUCAACUUAUCUGGGACAUCACAUUUCGCUUCUACGGACCAGACAUUUUAUGCAGGUUGGUGAAAUACCUGCAGGUCGUCGGGAUGUUUGCCUCCACUUACAUGUUAGUUUUGAUGUCCGUAGACCGCUGUUUGGCCAUUUGUCAGCCUCUCCGCUCUCUGCACAGAAGAAAAGACCGCUUUUAUGUGAUAUCUUCUUGGCUCCUCAGUCUGCUCUUCAGCAUCCCGCAGAUGUUUAUCUUUUCCCUCAGAGAGGUCGGCUCAGGAGUGUACGACUGCUGGGGCGACUUCGUGAAACCAUGGGGAGCCAAAGCUUACAUUACAUGGAUCAGCCUCACUAUCUAUAUCAUCCCGGUAGCCAUACUUAGCAUUUGUUACGGGCUCAUCAGCUUUAAGAUAUGGCAAAACUUUAAGCUGAAAACCAGACGCGAGCAGUGCAUCAGCCUGACGCCCAAAACCUGCAAAAGCAACACGCUGGCCCGGGUGAGCAGCGUAAGGCUCAUCUCCAAGGCGAAGAUAACCACCGUGAAAAUGACUUUUGUGAUUGUGGUGGCAUACAUCGUGUGCUGGACCCCCUUUUUCUCAGUCCAGAUGUGGUCUGCGUGGGAUCCAGCUGCACCCCGUGAAGCCAUGCCCUUCAUUAUCUCCAUGCUGCUUGCAAGCCUCAACAGCUGCUGUAACCCCUGGAUCUAUAUGUGCUUCGCUGGGCAUCUCUUCCACGACCUGAGGCAGAACUUCCUGUGUUGUUCCGCUCGCUACCUUAAGUCAUCCCAGUGCCGCUGCGAGCGUGACUUUGACUCCAGCCACAAGAGCAACUCAUCGACCUUUGCCAUUAAGAGCACCAGCAGUCAGAGGAGCAUCACACAGACAUCCAGCACGUAAGCCCCUGGCCUCCCGUUUUUUUCCUCUCUCCCAAGCUGCCCACUCAGCCUCUCACUACAUGCUGCUCCCCAUAAAUUUUCCAGUGGUUCGAUCUCUUUAAAAUGCCUCUCUCUGCAAGAGUUGCUGUUAAAGCAAAGAAGGUGUAAAAACAAAAAAACAAAAAACAAAAAAACACAGUACUCUCACUUCAGCAUACAUGUAUAAUUUAACUGUGAAACGAAAAACUUUAAUGAACAGAUUGCCUUUCCAUAAGGUUUCAAUGAGAUAAUCAUGGACUAAAAUCAAUGAGUGAAAGAUACUUUUUCUAUGUUUUUGUUUUU